Pseudomyrmex gracilis is the source of this 912-nucleotide messenger RNA. RefSeq lists its product as uncharacterized. The transcript is spliced from 2 exons. The record is from RefSeq and is a predicted model, not a curated record. NCBI's taxonomy places the organism in Eukaryota, Metazoa, Arthropoda, Insecta, Hymenoptera, Formicidae. Bases 1 to 912 code for a protein of 303 amino acids.
AUGAAUAUCCCACCACCGCAGGGCUGGGUCCAAAAGGAAUUGGACCCAGAUGCCUUGGUCGCUGCAGCCCACGUGGCGGCGUGGCCGUCUCCACCGGUCACGCCGCGCGGCCCUUGGGAGGAGGUGGAGUGGCUCCGGGAGGUCAUGGUCAAUGUCUGCGACACGGCCAUGCCCCGCUCCCGGGGCCUCCAAAAAAGGGCGGUGUACUGGUGGUCGAUGGAGAUUGCCCGACUCCGUACGGAGUGUGUUCGGGCAAGACUCCAGUACACCUAUGCCCGUUGCAGAUCAUCCAGCAACGAGGCCACGUGGGCAAGAGAGUAUGAGGGCUAUUGCAACGCAAAAAAGGCCCUCGCGGCGGCCAUAAGAAGGGCCAAGUCUCAGGUCUGGGAGGAACUCUUCGGGACUCUGGACAGAGAUCCGUGGGGGCGCCCGUACAAGAUUGUCAUAAGACGACUGCGACCUUGGGCGCCCCUGUUAGCGGAGAGUCUUGAUCCCCAACUCUUGAGACGGGGGGCAACCGAGGAGGAGAUGAUCAUGGCUAUCCAGAAAAUGGGCAAAAAAAACACCGCCCCAGGUCCGGAUGGAAUUCCUGAUCGGGUCUGGGUUUUGGCCUUAGGCCCCCUGCGUAACCGCUUCAGGCAGCUUCUGACUGGCUGCUUGAGAGCGGGGUGGUUUCCCUCCCGCGAAGUUGGUCGGAAGGACAGGCGACCGGCGGACUUACCAUCCGCGUUCCGGCCUAUAUGUCUUCUCGAUGAGGUGGGCAAGCUGUUCGAGCGAGUGCUCGCGGCCCGCCUCACGAGCUAUUUGUCUCAAGGGUGGGCCCCAAUCUGGCUAAUAGCUAGUAUGGGUUCCGAGAGGGACGGUCCACUGUGGAUGCUAUCCGCCAUGUGGAGUCCCUCUCGGAGGACGUAA